Molecule: messenger RNA, 1153 nt
Organism: Hydra vulgaris (swiftwater hydra)
Lineage: Eukaryota; Metazoa; Cnidaria; Hydrozoa; Anthoathecata; Hydridae
Source: RefSeq, a predicted model, not a curated record
UCACUAUGUUAUAAUAUUCACUUUUUUUAAUUUUAUUUCAAUAUUUAGGGUUUUAUUUAUACAUGUUUACUGUUUUAUAUAUAAUCAGUGCUGAACAAAAGAUUUGGCUUAAAGAAGAUUAAAUUUUUUUAUCAUAAAACGGAGUUGAUCGAAAUUUUUUUUAUUAUUAUUAUUUUUUUUUUUUUCAAAAAAAAAAGCCUACCAUUUUUUUGGUAUUUUUUCGCAAAAUCUGCGUACUUUUCAUGUUGUGAAACUAUUCUUCUUUAACAAUAUGAUUUAACUGGUCUACUAUAUGUAGAAUGUUAGCUUUUAUUUUGCAAUAAGGCAUGUCUUUUGAUAUAAAUCAUAUUUUAAUUAUUCAAAAAGUAUGGCGAGGUUACAAAGUUCGAAAAAAGUUGUUCGAAACGAGGAACGAAUUUAUAAGUAUCGUAAAGCACAUUGACAAUACGGUAGGAAAAAAAUCAAACGUCUUUUUCCCGUAUUAUUCAUUAUGUAUGCCUUCUUUUCAAAAAGAAAGUUAUUUUGAAAAUAAUGAUGACGGUGGCAUAUAUGAAAAUUCAAAAACUCUAGCACAAUGUGGUAAGAAAAAUUUUGAAGAUAAAAAUGAAACCAAUAAAAAUAUGAAGCAAUUUGAGUUCAAUAUUCAACAUAGCAGUUCACCUUUAAAAGAAACUUUUCUAAAAAAUAUUCCUUUAAGUUCAGGAAAUGUCUUAUCGGAUAGCUGGUUAUCUAAUAAAUCGUUUAACAAAGAAAAUGGAACAACAGCCGUUGAAGAUACUUCAACAUUAUCAAGAGAAGAUCUGUGUUUAGAAAUAAUGUGGAUUAAUCAAGCUAUUAAUAGCAGAAAAAAUUAUUUGAAAUUAAAAAACGAUCAAAUAUAUAAAUAAUUUCAGAAUGACAUUUUUUAUAAAUAUUUUCCUAGAUGUGUUCAAUGUUCAAAAAUUAUUUUUUAUUUAGUGUAAAAUAAAUUUAAUGAAGUUAUUAACAAAAAUUAUAUUUAAGCGUAUGUCUUUUUUAUGGUUAUGCGUAGUAGUAACACUAAGUGUUACUAAACACAAUUGCAUUGAAGCAAAAUUUACGGUUUUUUAUUUUGAAUAUGAAACUUAAUUACGAUAGUUAAUUUUGAAUAUGAAACAUAAAUACGAUAGUUUUA